GGAAGGCUUCUGUACUGCAUUCACACCCAACCAAUAGCAGCGCUGCUCCAUUUUACAGCUGCUGUCUGUGUCAUUGCAGGCUGCAAGAAGCACUGACCUCAAGCAGGGCAUUUCCAGCAUCUCUCCAGACAGACACACAGAUGCCAGUUUUUGACCCUCACAGGAUAACUAAAUAACCUAACAAUGACAGCCCUCAAUUCCAGCCAGCUCUGGCACCACCCAGCUGACUGUGCAGUAGCCUGCCUCUUCCGGGACAUCUCCUUGCAGGUGCAGCAGGUGUACCCCUUCCAUGAUGGAUGGAACAUGGCUUGCUUUGUCAUCCUGCUCCUCUUCAUCCUCACUGUGGUCUCGCUGGUGGUGCUGGCCUUCCUCUAUGAGCUGCUGGACUGCGGCUGCUGUGAAAAGGAGAAGACCGCCAAGGACCUGCGUGAACAGCCGGGUCCCCUGCGUUCCAUGAUGGACAGUGUCAGGAAGCACAGGGUGGAGAUGGUGUAGCCCUCAACCCACAACCUCUCUGCCACCAAUGACCUCUAGCUUUAUAUUUACUUGUAGAACGAGGGCAAGCAACAGUGGGGAAAAGAGCUGAAACCUGGCUAAGCAAUUCUACCACAAGACCAGCCCAGCCCACAAAAAAACAUCAUCACUGCAAGAAGUAAAUACAGUUGCCUGCAUUAAAGUUACCAUUAUAGUGUGUGUGAGAGAGUGAAACACUAUAUUCACUAACUACUUACCACACCAUGUUUAAUUCAGAGUUAUGGUCCCUCUUCCAAAUUGUGCACAAUCUGCUUGGUAACAUGUGGGUGUGUGCAGCAGGCCUUGCAAAAUUUGUUCCAGUAAACCAUUAAAUUAUACAUUUUGCAUCAAUACAUUUAUACAGCUUUAUAUUGUAUAUGUAAGCAAUAAGGCACGACAAGGUGUGGGAUAUAUUCUAAUAUCUACACGCCCCAGGUGCGUUAUAAGUCACGAGGCGUUUAACCACCCGGGGCGUGGUGAUAUUAGAUUAUAUCCCACACCCUGAAGUGCUUUAUUGCGCUUAUAAAAUGGGUCAACUAACUAAAUAGAAAAAACAACUAAAAACAUGUUUUAAUUGACAAAAAAGUCAUUUUUAUUAAAUAUCCUUCCGCCUCUGCCUGAUCUAAGAAAAAACACUCCCUUAAAAGUUAAAAAAAAACAACCAUUAAUUAAAAAAUGAUUAAAACAUUUUUUUUUUGAUAAACAUUGAACUGAUUAAAAACAAGAAGCACCAUUAGUACACUCUUAGUACAGGCAGAGAGGAUUUCCAGGGAUGGAGUAAAUGGAACCUCUGAGUUUUUCUUUAUUUGAUUCAUUAUAAUUCUUGUGAUUCUUGGUUUGUUCAUAAAAUGUUAAAGUGAAACAUUCCUGGACGAUUUCAUCAUGGCAAAGCACAAACGAGUCUGCUUUUAAAUCAUGUCUGGCCAUAUUUAGUUGCACAUCGAACCAAACCUCUCACAUAGUGCUGGGGAGGUUUUUAAUUUUUUUGAAAUCGUCCUUUGUGAUCCAAGGGUAGUGACAGGACGUAUCCAUGCCAGAUUUGCAGGACCGCUUCACAGUGGCAACAAAGAUGUGUUUGCAUUUUGAAAUGCUCUGUCACUAUCAAAUUCACUUUGCAGUUUAUUGCUGGACUGUUUAAAAAAAACAAUUAAGACCGACUCGUAGGGUCAUAUAGCUUGAGAUUGAAUACUCCAUUCAGAAAUAAGGUCAAAGGUAACGACUGUCAGUGUCUUGCUCAUGCAGAGAUUACCACAGAAAUAAAAAAAAAUCUACAUCAAUGAGAAUUUAAUUAUUAAAGUAGAAAAAUAUAAUGUUCUUUAUGAUGCCAGUGUCUGUGGUUAUAAAGACAAUAAAAAGGACGACAUGUCAAUAGCAGAACAAUUGGAAAUUGAUGGUAUGUCUAUCUCUCUUUAUUUCACCUUAAUUUUAGUCAAAGUGAUGGGGAGCGCCACACACUGGUUUCGUAUUUCUGUAAAAUGAUGCUUCUUUGUUUUAAUAAUGUUGACCAAUAAUAAUAAACACAUUAGCUCUUUUUACAAGCCGGUGGUAUUCCCUAAACUGUUUCCUUUUUUUAGUGUGUGGUGUUCCCAUGCUCUUCUGUGUUUUAUUUAUUUUAUUUCGUCUCCACAAAAGGAGCAAAAGGAAACAGUCUUUUCUUUUCAUGACUAGCUACAUUUUUUUGUACUCGUGCUGUAUUCGUGUCGUUCGCUUCGCUCCCGAUGUGCAUACUGUAUUUUGUGAAAAUCUAAGAUUUAAUUGCUGAACGAUAAUGUUUUUCAGAUGUAUCUGUCAGGUAACACUUGAAUCACCAAGUUUAAACAAAACAAACAAAAAAAGAGUUAAUUUACAUGUAUUUUUUCACAGAUUUAUUUGUUAGAAAUGUUAGCUAAAUGUUGACUUGCCAAGCGUAAACAAAAUAUUUAAAUUCACGGAUUUAUUUGUUAGAAACCCAGGUUUAACAUGUCAAAAUGUUCACUUGAAGUGUAAAAAAAGAUUUCUAGACUGAUUUCUAGACUGAUGUUGAGUUUGUGAUCCGCAUGUGUAUUUAGCUAAAUCUGGACUUUUUUUGUGGUUAAGGAAAAAAUACGCAAUUUACAC
Molecule: messenger RNA, 2610 nt
Organism: Acipenser ruthenus (sterlet)
Lineage: Eukaryota; Metazoa; Chordata; Actinopteri; Acipenseriformes; Acipenseridae
Gene: smim18
Product: small integral membrane protein 18
Exons: 2
Coding region: 184-495 (103 amino acids)
Source: RefSeq, a predicted model, not a curated record